Ctenopharyngodon idella (grass carp) is the source of this 5132-nucleotide messenger RNA. It is a transcript of the gene oprd1a, whose product is annotated as opioid receptor, delta 1a. The record is from RefSeq and is a predicted model, not a curated record. Gene Ontology annotation, molecular function: G protein-coupled enkephalin receptor activity; neuropeptide binding. The coding region runs from base 338 to 1462 and encodes 374 amino acids. Gene Ontology annotation, biological process: neuropeptide signaling pathway; G protein-coupled opioid receptor signaling pathway. NCBI's taxonomy places the organism in Eukaryota, Metazoa, Chordata, Actinopteri, Cypriniformes, Xenocyprididae. The transcript is spliced from 3 exons. Gene Ontology annotation, cellular component: neuron projection; membrane.
AUGUCGGGAAUCCGAAUACAGCACAGCAGGUUGACGUAGAAGGCUAAAGCGCUCCCUCCGUCUCACUCACUCCCCUCACAUAAAAAGCACACAUUUGAGCCUUCUAGCAGAUCCGUUCAGAGAGCAGAGCUCAUCUCACACCUGUAGACGAAAGCUGAACAGAGGGAAGCUUUCGUUUUUACCUUGAUGGACUUUAGUUUUUAAUAAACGCGUGACGAUCCCUGCACAAAAGCUUAUAUUAUAGUUCUACAUUUUUUUCCUGCUCUGAGAUCGAGAAGUUCAAAUCGUCGGGCGCAACUUUCCAGCCCCUCAGUGAGCGGGCAGCGACACUGAAGCGAUGGAGCCGUCCGUCAUCCCCGGUGCCGACAUGUCAGACCUUUACUCCAUUAACCCGUUUAAUGUUACUUUUCCUGACGAUGUUAUGGGGUUCGUUCCCGACGGGAGGAACUACACCGAGCCGAACCCGGUAAAGAGCCCUGCGGGAAUCAUCAUCGCCAUUUCCAUAACUGCUCUUUACUCCGUUAUCUGCGUGGUGGGACUCCUGGGAAACAUCUUAGUGAUGUACGGGGUGGUCAGAUACACCAAGCUAAAAACUGCCACCAACAUCUACAUCUUCAAUUUGGCCCUGGCAGAUGCACUGGCCACAAGUACACUUCCAUUCCAGAGUGCAAAGUAUCUAAUGAACACCUGGCCCUUUGGUGAGCCUCUGUGUAAAGUGGUCAUAGCCAUUGACUACUAUAACAUGUUUACCAGUAUCUUCACCCUUACUAUGAUGAGUGUGGACCGUUACAUUGCUGUGUGCCACCCUGUGAAAGCACUGGAGUUUCGUACCCCUGUCAAGGCCAAAAUCAUCAAUGUGUGCAUCUGGAUUCUCUCCUCCGCUGUAGGAGUGCCAAUAAUGAUCAUGGCAGUUACCAAAGUGACAAACCAAGGUGCAACUGUCUGCAUGCUGAAGUUCCCUGAUCCAGACUGGUACUGGGACACAGUGACAAAGAUUUGUGUGUUUAUCUUCGCAUUUGUGGUACCAGUGCUAGUCAUCACAAUCUGCUAUGGUCUGAUGAUCCUACGUUUGAGAAGUGUCCGUCUUCUCUCAGGCUCAAAGGAGAAGGACAGAAACAUGCGUCGAAUCACUCGCAUGGUUUUGGUAGUGGUGGCCGCCUUCAUUAUCUGCUGGACACCCAUCCACAUCUUCAUCAUUGUCAAAACACUUGUAGACAUCAACCAAAAGAACCCAUUUGUUAUUGCCAGCUGGCACCUGUGUAUCGCACUUGGCUAUACCAACAGCAGCCUUAAUCCUGUCCUCUAUGCUUUCUUGGAUGAGAAUUUCAAGAGAUGUUUUCGAGAUUUCUGCCUACCCUUCCGAACCAGAGCUGCCCAGAAUAAUCUUAACAGAGCAAGAAAUGCCACAAGGGAGCCAGUGUCAGUUUGUGCACCUUCGGAGACAGGAAAGAAGCCAGUAUGACUAGGCCUGGAAAGGAUCCCACGGGGGUCCCAGUCCAGAAGAGUUCAGCAGGACCUUCAAUCUGAGGUCACCCAAAUCUCCACUACUGAAUUCUAGGAACAGAAAGGAAGAGUCAUUUCCUACACCCUGGAAAGCAUAGAGCUCCACAGUACUCAAUACAAUCUCAAGUUUUGUAUAUUCAGAUUGUAACCAGAGAGACUGAGUUAAGCAGCGCUUCUCCUGCACCAGUAAAUAAAUGCAUACACAAUGCUGAGCCUCUUCUAAGCCCAAUGUUAUUAGACAAGCCAUGUCCAAAACAGGGUAAUUUACAUCAGUAUUAUCAGACUUUCAGGUUCUGGUGGACCUUCAGGGUCUGAAAUCAUACUGGUACUGAGAACAUAACCCAAAUGUAAAUGUAUGACCUUGCAUUGAAAUGGAGUCUGUAAGCAACGGAUGAAUACAUUUUCUGUGAGUGAAAAUAACCGCUGGCACAUCAAGAAAUGAAAUCUGAAAUCCACAGUCUACAAAAGCAAACAGUGGAGAUGGGGUCCAAUUGAAGGACACUGGCUGAAAAGGAAAAGUAUUUUCAACAGUUAAUUAUAUAUUUCAUUUCUUCUACCUAUUGGACUUCCUUGGGGAAAUAGAAAAAAAUAAAAUAAAAUAAAUAUUGGACAUAGAUGUAAAAACUCUCCUCAAAUGUCUGUUAACCCUUAGGGAUUAAAACUCUGGGGGAAUGAUGGAAAAAAUAUGUCUUGCUGGGGCUGCUGUCAGAUUGGAGUAGCAUGGAGAAAGUUUGUGUAAUAUGACAUGCAGGCCAGAUUAUAUGGCCUGAACCUGAUCGUAGCGAUAUGGACAAAUAAAUUAUGGAAAUAAUAUUGAUGGAUUAUUAACCAUUAUUGCUGAAGACCAGCUCGUGAUACCAAACUCUACAUCAACUUCCCACCUUACUUCAUCACUGUAGUCCAAAAACACAUCUUCAGACAAACUUAUUUUCAAAACUUCUCAUUCCUCUUUCAUGUACAGUGAAGGUGCAUACAUGGCAAAUUUCUUCAGUUUCUGGGACAUUUCCAAUAAGGUUUACUUAAAGGAAUAGUAAACCCAACUAAAGAAACAUUCCAAAUUACCAUUUAGACUGUUGAAAUAAAUGAUCCAUUAAAUGUCACAUUAAAACUGCAUUAAUUGGCUUGGCUUUACUUCGGAAAUAUUGGUAACACUUUACAAUAAGGUUCAUUAGUUAACAUUAGUUAACUACAUUAGUUAACAUGAACUAAUAAUUAACUGCACUUCUACAGCAUUUAUUAAUCUUUGUUAAUGUUAAUUUCAACAUUUACUAAUACAUUAUUAAAAUCUUGUUAACAUUAGUUAAUGCACUGUGAACUAACAUGAACAAACAAUGAAUAACUGUAUUUUUAUUAACUAAUGUUAACAAAGAUUAGUAAAUACAGUAACAAAUGUAUUGCUCAUGGUUAGUUUAUGUUAGUUAAUGCAUAACUAAUGUUUAACUAAUGAACCUUAUUGUGAAGUGUUACCGAAAUAUUUAUUGUGUCCACAAAGCAAGGUCAAAAGGUCAAAGUUUUUUCACUGGAGUUCCCAAUAUACAUUAAGUACAUUACUGACUUAUUUUGAGUAUCAGUGGAACAUGAUAUAGCCCUUGGACUCUACAAUCAUUUUUAAAUGUCUUGAUUUUGACCUGUCAUGAAUGAAAUGUGCAAUUUGAUCAGUGUAAUAGCUUAUAUUCCUUUAGAAGCUGAAAGUGCUUUUUAUAAUCACUGUGCUUUUACAGUCAAGUCAAUAGUGUAGUAAAAGAGAAUGUGCAUAGAUAAGUACGUUAUAUUAUUUGGGAUAUCUUAUUGUGGUUGGCAGUUCAAUUUUGUUAAGUUCCAUUCAAAAUUUCAAGAGAUGGUUCCACCAUUUGAAUUGAACAUACCUCAUAAAUGCUUGGUGAAUUCGAGUUGCAACACAUCCUAGUAAUUUAGUCAACUAAACUAAUUUUGAUCUUAACCAAAAAUACCACUAGAUGACUCACAACUCAAGAGUAAGUGUUUUUGAUGCCUUGCCUCUAGAUAUUUUCUAACUGUACUAGCUCAUUGAGUCACUUGUUUUACUGUUAUGAUACUGAUAAUUGUACUGAGCUGUAAUUUUGUUGAUGAUAAGUGAUUUUAGUGAAAUUGUUUUAGUGCUUGUGUUGCAUUUUUAAGAAUAAGGAGGGUUUUUUUUAGAAACUGUACAAGACUGUAAACAUCUGUAGAAUAAUCUGUUUUUAACAUGAUGUUAAAUUUCAUACAUGGUCUUAAACUGCCAAUAGAGCUGUUCAGGCAUUAGUUUGUAGGUUUGUAGGUAACGUUACUAGAAAAGACAUUUAUAUUUUGUUCUACAGCAUACAUUUUUACAGUCAUAUCUCUUAAAGUAUGUGUGUGCAUUAAAAACGAAAAGUUGAUAUGUAUGUAUGUACAGUAUUUAUGUAUCAAAAUUCAAUGCUAAACUUCUUCUUUUGGGCUACACACUGAACAGCUCUAUACACUCACCAUAAAACCAUAAAGACAGCAUAAUUGUAUUGGAAGAGUAAUGAAAUGAUGAUGUAUUUGAAAUCAUGAUACUUGACUCAAUAGGCUUUUCACACUUAAAAUAGUUAAACCCUGGGUCAUUCUAAAACCCAUUAAAUUGAAUCCUGAGUUACCUUGUGUCACGUUUCACAUUUUUCAUAACUUACCUGGGGUUAACAGUUAAUCCUGGGUAUUCAUAAGCUGACAUUUCACACAGUUUCAAACAUUCCUAAGCCAUUUUAUUGUCCUUAUUUGCAUAUUUGCAAUGUCAUUGUCAUUGACUAUAUAAAAGGUCUAGCAUUGUGCAUCCUCAUACAGUAUUAUACUUUGCCAACUGUACUAUCAAGUUUUUUUUCUUUUUCUUUUUCUUUUCUUUCUUUUUUUUUUUUUUGGCUUAUUGGAUUAUAAAAAUAAAAAUGAAAAAAAACAUCUUUUCUUCACUCCAAUUUCCAUCACCAUUUGACUUUUUUUCCCAUACAUGCGAUUCAUGACUGUCCAAAAGCACAUGAAAAUGAGGCACAAGAUUGGUUGUUGUUUGCUGAGUAUCAUGUAACAUUCUAACACUGCAUCUUUUCACACAGUACACAUUUGGCAUGUCAAUGCUGAUUAACAGUGCAAAAGCGACGCUAAUCCUGCUCAGGAGCAGGGUUUCACAACCCAGGGUGCUAACCCCCCUUGUGGUGUGAUACGUUACUUUACCCAGGGUUAAAAUCAGGGUUUAAAACAACGAUAACCCAGGGUUAAGCGCAGUGUGAAAAGCCCUCAUUUGUUUUUACACAAUGCCAGUUAACAGUUAAAUAUUCAGUCUUAUUUCUGAGUUUGAUAAAGUGCUUUUAUCAAAAAUUAAAUUUUAUUUACUAUUAUUAUUAUUAUUAUUUAUUUUAAUUCAUAAUUAUUUAUUAUUGAUCAAAAAAUAGCAAAGAGUCUGCUUCCUAUUAUCUUUGCUGGUUGUUUAUAUGUGGCAGAACAGAAGGUAUAUUUAUGUUUUUUUGUAUAUCUCUACACUGAUUGUGCUGCAGUGCUCAGUGUAUAAUUGUGUCAGUCUGCGGGGCAUAAUUGUAGAAUUUCUCAUUAGUUGCACAACUGCUUAUACUGUAAAUCUUUGAAAAUAUAAUAUUCGAUCAAAUAAAAAGCAUAUGCUAUUAUGA